CAAUAUUAGCGCCAUCGCAACUGCUGGGUGUGGGCGAAUCUGCGCCCCGCCACCGGAGCCGAAAAGCAGCACCCUGAAUUUCUCGUCGUUCAAAUCGAGCUUCACUUCCAAUGUUAAUUUCCUGAAGAGAAGAUUCAGCUCGGGAGACUUGUCUUCCGAGGUAGACGAUGUCGAUCCGAACAGCCUGCCGCCGGCGGCGCGUCCCAUCCAGGAUCAGCCGACGAAGCCGCCGGUCGGGGGCGGAGGGGGACCGCCGAACAUGCCGCCACCGCCGGCUCCCGGCCAACCGGCCGGAGCUGCUCCGGAGCUGUCGCUGAGCUUUGGCGCCGGCAAAGCCCCGGCCACGGCUGCUCCGGCACCACCACGUGGUGUCAGUGCGCCGACCAGUCCGGCCAAGUCACGUGAAAGCCUGCUGCAGCGGGUGCAGAGCUUGACCGGCGCUGCCCGGGAUCAGGGAGCCUCCAUUUUGGGAGCUGCGGUCCAGAGUGCCACACAGCGGGCUCCGGCUUUUACCAAGGACAAGUACUUCACGCUGCUGGUUUUGGAUGACCAGAACACGGACUGGUCGAAAUACUUCCGGGGCAGGCGAUUGCACGGCGACUUCGACAUCCGAGUGGAGCAGGCCGAGUUCAGGGACAUUACGGUGGUCUCCAGCGCGGACACCGGACCGGUGGUCACCAUGGCCGCCUAUCGCAGUGGGACUCGGGUCGCGCGUUCCUUCCGACCGGACUUUGUGCUGAUUCGCCAGCCACCGCGCGAUGGAUCCAGUGACUUCCGCUCCACAAUUUUGGGCUUGAAGUACGGCGGAGUGCCCAGCAUCAAUUCGCUGCACUCGAUCUACCAGUUUCAGGACAAACCCUGGGUAUUUUCCCAUCUGCUGCAACUGCAGCGACGCCUCGGACGCGACGGCUUUCCACUGAUCGAGCAGACCUUCUUCCCCAAUCCACGCGAUUUGUUCCAAUUCACCAAGUUCCCCAGCGUGCUGAAGGCUGGUCACUGCCACGGCGGCGUGGCCACCGCCCGCCUGGAGAACCAGAGCGCCCUGCAAGAUGCCGCCGGACUGGUGAGCGGUGCCGGCAACGAUUCGCAUUGUUAUUGCACCAUCGAGCCCUAUAUCGAUGCCAAGUUCAGCGUGCACAUCCAGAAGAUUGGCAACAACUACAAGGCAUUUAUGCGCAAAUCCAUCACCGGCAAUUGGAAGACCAAUCAGGGAUCAGCCAUGCUGGAGCAAAUCACUUUAACCGAGAAGUACAAAAGCUGGGUGGAUGAGAUAUCGGAGCUCUUUGGCGGCAUGGAAGUGUGUGGUCUCUCCGUGGUGGUGGCCAAAGAUGGACGCGAGUAUAUCAUCAGCGCCUGCGACAGCACCUUCGCCCUGAUCGGGGACUCCCAGGAGGAGGACCGCAGGCAGAUAGCCGAUCUGGUAUCCGGACGCAUGCAGAAUGUCUGCCGUCCCAGCAUGGCGCAGACGGGACCGGGCAAGUUGCCCUCCCGCUCCUCGGUCUCCUCGCGGGCGGAGAGUCCCACGGACGAGGGCAUGGCGCCCACUCCGCCGCUCCCAGCCGGCCCACGACCGGCUCCCAUGGGUGGACCCCCACCCAUUCCGGAGCGCACCUCGCCGGCGGUGGGCUCCAUUGGGCGGCUGAGCAGCCGCAGCAGCAUCUCGGAGCUGCCGGAGGAGCCCUCCUCCUCGGGACCCAGCACGGUGGGCGGUGUGCGUCGCGAUUCGCAGACCUCGCAGGCCUCGACCAUCUCCUCCUCGGUGUCGCGAGUGGGCCAAAGGCCGCCACAGACCCAGAGCUCCGUGGUGGAGGACGCCGAGGACACCAUGAAGAACCUGAGGAAGACCUUUGCGGGGAUCUUUGGUGACAUGUAGGAAAUCGCUAAUAAGAAGCGCGGCAGAACGGCCAGCGAGACGAGCAGCGGGCCGGGCAGUGUGCCCAGCAGCGCGGGACCGGGGACAGGAAGCGGCAGCGGAACCGGAAGUGGAUUCACUGGCUCCUUCCUCGGCAAGCAGUUCUCGUUCGCCGGCGGCAAGGGAGGCGUUAGCGUGGGCGAUGGAGGCGUCAUCUCCACCCAGCCCACCCAGCGUCCCAGCGAAGAGCCCCCAGCAAUCCCGGCAACGGCCAGCUCAGCCGUCCGGCCGGAAAGCAGCGUUUCGAUUAGCGGUACAACAAAUACGGAUACAGAAAGAGCAGGCACCGUUGGCUACCAGCCGGUGACCAACUACGAGCAACAGGAGCGGGUCAAUCCCUUCGACAAGGAGCCCAACAAGUCGGGCAGUGCGGCCAGCAUACACACCACCACCUCCUCCUCCUCAUCGAUGUCCUCCUCAUCCAUCUCCUCAAGGAUCAAUCGCAAUGGCAAUGCCAUCAAAUCCCCGCCUCCGCCGGCGGGUCCACCACCACCACCGCCCACAAAUGUGAUGGCGGCAGUGGGAGUGGGUGGUAGCAAUGCCAAUAGUUCCAGUGGCUACAGGAACAGCUUCAGCAGCUCCCUCAGCAAGGACAAGACCAGUUAUGGGAAUUACGGCAGCACCACCUCGGUGGAGACCAUCACACGGAUGGAUACGAACACCACGAACACAGGGGCCACGGCCACGGAAGCGGGAGAAGCCAGUGGCAUCACGGCCAUCACCAACAUCAGCAAUAGUGCUGGGAUAGUAGCUCCCACCACUGGAACCAUUACCACCUCGGUGACCACCAAUGACUGGAGAUCAGCCAUCGGCAUGCGAUCGGCCAGUGUCUACAGUGCUCCGGCUGCAGUGACCACUGUACUGCCCGGUGACACCUCCGGCUACGAUUCCAACUCGAUUGCCUCGCAGGGCGAGGAGGUGCUCAACAAUCCCAGCGAUCUGCCCUCGUACACCCGACCCUCCUACUCGCGAUCCGAGAGCAAUGCUUCCAAGCACUCGGACCUGGAUGUCAUUUUCGGAGACACCAAGACCACCCCCGUGUCCUACGGAAAUGGGAAAUACACCCGGGCCGCAGGAUCCAUCUCGGAUGCUGAUAUGAUUUUCGGAGGACCGCCCUCCAACUACAAAAGCGAUCGCUUCGGGGCCGCCAAGAGCAUGAGCAUGAGUUCCAGUGGAAUGGGUUCCGGAAAUGGAACCGGAAUGGGAUCCGGAAGCUAUAAGAUCUACGAGGGCAUCCAGAAUGCGGCAUUCAGCGACUUUAGCGACUCGGGCAGUAUGAGUAGCAUUGGAUCGCACACCAAACGCUGGAGUGCCAGCAGGGAGGAGGACGACGAACUGGACUUGAAGUGAAUCCAAAACAAAUUCCAAAGUAGAACUUUCACUUAAAAAAUCAUUCACACACACACACACGAACUCAUACGAGCAAACUAUGGAAAUCUAUCUAUUUUCUGCCUCUGAAGUUUCCUGGUUUCAUGGGAAAAACAAACACUAAGCAUAUACUCACUCACUAAAAACCAUAAUCAUUGGGUUACUAUCGUUUCAUCCAUCAACUAUCUUGAUCGAAACACCUUCCUUUCGUUUGCCAUAAAUACACAAAGAAGGCGAAGAAGCAGCAGAAAAUGCUAUGUAGACACUGUAGUACACUACUAAUAUAUAAUUAUAACCACCAAUGCAACAACAAUAAUGCAAAGCCCAUUAGAUAUGUGCAAUGAAAAAUGUCGCCGAUGACUUGACUGGUUUUGCAGCAUGAUAAAAUAGAAAGAAUGAGGAACCUAUUUAAUUACCAUACUUAAAAACAUUUUGAAACAUUUUCCAAAGCAACAAAAUGAUAUAUUAAAUAUAUAUAUUAUUGAGAAAAAUAUUGAAUUAUAUACCAGACAUAUUAAACCAAUUGAGAGUUGAUGACAUAAAAAGUAUUCGCUAGCAUAUAUUACGUGUUAACCUGCUAAUGAAUCAAUGGGAAAACUUUUAAAUAAAUCAAAUAUUAAUGAAUCUGUUAUAAACCAACAUGAGACACAUAUGAAAUCCUAAAAACUAUAUAAAAUAAAAGACAAUAUGCGCAAAGUAUAACAAACAACCAAACGUUUAAUACUAAUAUAUAUGCGAUCUAAUUAUAAUGGAUAAAUCGGUUAACGAACUAUAUGUAUUUGGAAAUUACUAUGAGCAAAUGUUACAUGCGAAACACACAAAAACACAAAGAAACACACGAGAACAGAAGCUACUCACACACAAAGUAAAUGUUUAUUACCACAAAUAUUAUGAUUAUUAUUAUGAUGUAUUAGCAGUUAAUGUUUACAAACAAGAAAGGCCUGCAUCGGGGCUUCGAAAGAUAUGGAAAUGGAGAGUACCAAGCACGACAAGCAAUGUUAAACUAGGCUGAACCAACUGGACAACAAUAACGAACCAAACGUAUUCGAAAAUCUAGCGAUCCCAUGCGAUCCACAUAAAUUUACACGGUUUAGUCGGUACACGAAGGUCGAGAAAUAUACGGAUUACGGAUGGAGGCAAUGAUAUUGACGAAUAUUUAGAUAAUAUACACAAGAAAAUAUUUAUUAAUGUUGCAAGCGACAACAACAACGAAGUCAUAUUAUGCAUUCGAAAUAUCAAACAAUAGCUUCAAUUUGUUAGGACUAUGAUUUAGCAACAAGUGCUUUGAUAAAUGUUUUUUGUUACGCACAUGUUUAAGCAUUAUUUAGAGCAAUAGACAAUUUUACAUAUGUUAUAUUUGAAGUAAUAGUUAAAUUUCAAUUGGGUUGUACCUAUGGUUCUCUCUUUUAUCAACUAAUUGCAUUAGAGAAUUUUAAACACUGUUAUAUGCAGAGGAAUAUAACACGAGAACACUUGAAAACUUGUUAGUUUACCAACUCUCUUCGAUUUUAGUAGAAUCUACAUUCGGGAAUGCUACAAAUAUUUUAAUCUAAACAAAUUUACAACUCUACAAGUAUAUUGCAUAACUAUUGUUUUUGGUUAGGGCCAAGUCCCAGUUACUUCAUUCUAAUCAUCCUACCAUCUAUAUUCAAAUAUAUAUAUAUAAAAUAUGUAUGUAAUUAUAAGUGAAUCUUUGGCUACAAGUACUUUUUCGUAAUCGUAAACAUCAUCAUUUUACUCGAACUGGCACAUAUUCACGAAAUGUUUUAUAAACAUAUAUUUAUAACGACAAAUGUAGAACAGAAAGUACAUAGUUAAAUACAGGCAUCAUUCGAGGAAUUCGACAAACGUACAUAUAUCAUGGCACCAGACCCACAACUCACUCAACCCAUUCCCAUAACCAUAUCGUGCAUCAAAAGAACAGAAAGUGCUGAAUACAUAAAUUGAAAUGGAAAUUCAAACGAAAUACUCAAACAUAUAGCGUAUAACUUACACGACUUCUAAUCUGUUGCAAAAUAUACCAAAUAAAUACUCGUAUUAUUGUGAAAGUAUAGCAAGAAAUAUGUACUUAUAUGUUGUCUGUAAUUGAUUCAACUCCCAGUCUCCCCCAAUAAAUCCCAAAAAAUAAAAAAACCAAGGGAGACCCACUCAUUCGGUACUCACAAAUUUACUGCAAAUCUAUAUAUAUACAUAUAUAUACUACGAAUUAUUCCAAUGAAAAGCGGCAAUUGCAAUGGCUAAGAAAAACAAAAACCAAAACCAAAGUAACAAUAAAUGAGUUGAUGAUUGAUACAAAAGCAAA
This is a messenger RNA of Drosophila suzukii, 5582 nucleotides long. It is a transcript of the gene Syn, whose product is annotated as synapsin. Gene Ontology annotation, biological process: neurotransmitter secretion. Gene Ontology annotation, cellular component: synaptic vesicle membrane; synaptic vesicle. Lineage: Eukaryota; Metazoa; Arthropoda; Insecta; Diptera; Drosophilidae. Gene Ontology annotation, molecular function: ATP binding. The record is from RefSeq and is a predicted model, not a curated record.